This is a messenger RNA of Solanum verrucosum, 798 nucleotides long. RefSeq lists its product as uncharacterized. Lineage: Eukaryota; Viridiplantae; Streptophyta; Magnoliopsida; Solanales; Solanaceae. The record is from RefSeq and is a predicted model, not a curated record. Bases 1 to 798 code for a protein of 265 amino acids. The transcript has a single exon.
AUGACUCACAAAGACGGAAAUGAGUCGGACAAUGAUGAGGUCCAGAACCAGAUGAUGUCACAAGAAACAGUGUCAGCCGAAGAGAUAAGGAUACUAAGACAACAAAUGACGAAGAUGUACGAAGCUUGGAUGAGUGGACAAGCUCCACCACCUUCAAUCCAUGACUAUCUAAAUACAAAUAUGUCACCCCAUGUCCAAGUAUCGAUGAGUGAUCCAAUUUAUCCACUAGGAUUCGGUCCCUAUGCUAACGCAUCUAACGUAGCUGGAACUUCUACGGUGCGCCCUUUGAGUACGCCUAUGACAAGUAAUCCACUAUUCAUUGCAACUGUGCUGACAAAUGUUGUUCAACAACCUAUAAUGGAGCCAAAAUCCAACAACGAUCCUCCACCCAAAGUUCAAUAUGAUCGAGAUUAUACUCUUGAAUUGACUUUUAAAAUCCCAAGCUCUUACCCUCACACUCAUCAGUAUAGUUCUCAUGUUGAGGCUGAAAAAGCUGUUAAGAACGAGGAACAUGAAGAAUUGGCUAGAAAAAUGAAGAGUUUGGAACAGAGUGUAAGAGAUAUGCAAGGAUUGAGAGGUCACAAAAGUGUUUCAUUCAAUGAUUUGUGCAUGUUUCCCCACGUUCAUCUACCCAUCGGUUUUAAAACUCCAAAGUUCAAAAAAUAUGAUGGACAUGGAGAUCCUGUAGCUCAUUUAAAGAGAUAUUAUAAUCAACUGAGAAGAAUUGCUCAUGGCUUAUUUUGGGGAAAGUUUGAUGGAAAUUGCCUCAGAAUGGUUCAUAGAUCAAGAUACUUCUAA